Molecule: messenger RNA, 2557 nt
Organism: Nezara viridula (southern green stink bug)
Lineage: Eukaryota; Metazoa; Arthropoda; Insecta; Hemiptera; Pentatomidae
Source: the annotation of a GenBank genome assembly
CCUACUUCUCUUUAGAUCGAUUAACGUAGAUACGUUAUCCGCUGUUCUAUUUUUGGUGUAUUUAUUUUGAAUUUCUAAUAUUAUUUAUUAAUAUGCCUAGCAGACAUGUCAUCCUUAAACAAGUACCAAAAGGGACUGUAAUUCAUGAAGAGAAGCCUUUUAUACAUGUUCUUCAAUCAGAUUUAAGAGCUAUAAGAUGUGAUCAUUGUUAUUUGAAAACUGAAUUGCUAAGGUGCUCUGGUUGUGCUUAUGUAAGAUAUUGUGAUAUUUCUUGUCAGAAAGCUGAAUGGCCAGAUCACAAGAAAGAGUGUUCUCGAAUCAGAAACAUUCCCCCCAGCUUGGAAUUACCUAAUGCAGCUCGCCUCCUUGCAAAAAUAAUUAUUAAGCUUAAGAGAGGUGGUGAUGCUGAAAAGGGUAUAUAUGGGAAACAGAGCUUUCGGAUGUUCAAAGAUCUUAUGUCUCAUUAUCCUGAUAUUAAAUCAGAUUCAAAACGCGUUGAACAUGCCACUUCUCUUUAUGGUGUCUUGAUAGAUUUUUUAGGAAAAGAUAAUCUACCCAAUUUUCCCGAGUUCUUGGGAAUUUAUGGCCGAAUGAUUGUGAAUGGAUUUAGUAUCCUCGAUGGUGAGAUGACUACUUUAGGAACUGGUAUUUAUCUUGGUGCCUCGACGAUUGAUCAUUCUUGCACUCCCAAUUCUGUUGCUGUAUUUUCUGGAACAACUUUAUCAAUCAGAACAAUUGAAGAUAUAUCUGAAUAUGAUUGGUCAAAGGUAAGGAUAUCAUAUGUUGAUGGACUUAGCAAAAGAGAAGAAAGGCAGGCUGAAUUAUGGUCAACAUAUUAUUUCAUUUGCGAUUGUAAACGGUGUUCAGAGGAAGAAAAUAUUGAAACUGUAGCUGUUUGUCAAGCAUGUAAUAGUGUUGUUUAUUCAAAUCAGAUGGUUUGUAGUAAAUGUAAUUGGAAAGCACCUGAUGCUUUUAUUGAAAAAUAUAAAGAGGCCAUCGAAUUUUGUAAUUUACAGCACCAAGAGAUGAAAAAUGUAGCAUAUCUAGAUGCUUGUAAGUUGUGUCUGAAAAAAGAGGAAGGAGUGAUACAUCCUGAUAGUUUGGUCCAUGCUAAAACAUUAGAUCUUGCAUUUGAAGCUGCAAUACAACUUAAUUCUUGGGAACUAGCUAUGAAACUUGGAUAUGAACUGAUUCCAGCCUAUAGGAAGUUUUAUGGAGAAUGGCAUCCUCUGUCAGGACUUCAUCUCAUGAAGUUAGGGAAAAUACUUCUUUAUCUUGGAAAUGCAAACUACCUUGAAAUUCUUGAACAAGCUGAAAAAAUCAUGCGUGUCAUCUAUGGUACUCGGCAUCAGGCUUAUAGGCAUAUGCUAGAACCUCUUCUUUUACAAGCCCGAGGUCUUUCGGGGCGUAUUGCUGGUUAGGCCAGAAAUUGUGAACAAUCGGAUACUUCAAUUAUCAGGGUAAAAAGUUGAAGCGAAAGGCGUAAGGAUGUGUCAUCAAGCCUGGUAGAAGAAAUAAUUUGUAAGAUCUAUAAUUGGUCAUAUUUUAGAGGCUAUUGCUAUUGCGUCAUACACAUACUAAAGCAGUCAUGGUGGAUGAUCGGCAUAGGAUGUUGCCUAGUCACAAUUUUGUGAAACUUGUUAUUCCUUUGUAUUUUUAUUCAAACGUUUAUUUAUAAACAUUGAAAAGUCUCAUCUUCAUUACCUUUAUACUAAUUUAAAGUUUUUAAUUAGAUAAAUGAUGUGUCUAUCUCCUGGCUAUCCUUAUGCCGAGUUGUACAGUACUGUAUUGAAGUUUCAUUACUUAAUUGUUAUGAAUUAAAUAUAUUUCCAGAGGAUAUCACAGAAUUAGUACCAAGAGAAAAGUUUUGAUUUUCUUCCAAGUGCAUUGAAUAUUAUUGUAAUAACCUCAUUAGACUAUGCCUAGUCUGAACAUUUAUCCCAAACACUUUUGGUGUUAGUGAUUAAUUAAAAUUGGAAUUAGCGAUGAAUUAUAGUUUGGUCCAGCAUCUGUAAAGUUGAUUUAAAAAAAUUAAAAUGCUUUAUUUUAUUUUUGAUAAAACAGCAUAAGUGUUGGGGAUUAAGUGUCAAGAAUCAUUGUAAUCUGAGAAUCAUGAUGAUUAUUAAUUUUUUAGUAUCCAUCAAAAUGAAAGAUUUUUUGAAAAAUUUAUGCCAAAUUAGAGGAAAUAUUUUUUUUUUUUUGUGUCUCUUGGGGAACUCUGGAACAAGAGUUAGAUUAAGCAAGUAAUGGACUAACUGGCUCUAAUCUCCUAAAAUAUCUUAAAAGCUCUUAUCUCUUAAAAUCAUUUAGAAAAUUACGAAAGUUUCAUUAAAGUUACAUAUAAUGAUUGAAUGGUUUAUUAUUAUUAUUAUUAUUUUUAGGGUUCCACAAUAUUUACGCUCAUGAUCCUCACUUGUCCUAAUCUCCAUUCCUACCUUUUUACAUAUAUUUAUAUGUUAUUUCUCCAGAUUCUGUGCUGAAAUUUCAUGGAAUAUCUUCAGUCAAACACAUGCAACCUCCUGGAUUUUGGCCCUGCAAUCUUGUAUUGUCUUUUUAA